Messenger RNA from Colossoma macropomum (tambaqui), 5044 nucleotides. Its product is annotated as zinc finger protein ZFAT-like. Bases 297 to 3938 code for a protein of 1213 amino acids. Gene Ontology annotation, biological process: regulation of DNA-templated transcription. The transcript has 16 exons. Gene Ontology annotation, molecular function: RNA polymerase II cis-regulatory region sequence-specific DNA binding; DNA-binding transcription factor activity, RNA polymerase II-specific. NCBI's taxonomy places the organism in Eukaryota, Metazoa, Chordata, Actinopteri, Characiformes, Serrasalmidae. The record is from RefSeq and is a predicted model, not a curated record.
GAGAAAUCAGUGGAAUUCCCCUUUAAAUGCAGGCAUUUGUAUAGUCUACUGUAAUCAUAACCCUGAACUAAAGCCUCCGAGCCGCAGGCGGCGCACUUACACGCGGAGAGCUCUUCCUGCCUGAGCAGCUCCAAGAAGGAGAUUCAACCCGCCAUAUGUGAUGUCGCAGAUUCGCCAGAAACGUCCGUUAAAGUAAUUUUAAUAUAAUAAAAUUUCCUCAAAAUGAUCUUUGGAACCAAAAAUAAACAUUAGGAACAUUUGGCGAGGCCUUUGGACCACGGAUUUAUUUGAGAACGAUGGACCCUACGCGAGCAGAGGGUUCUCCAGUCUUCAUGUGCAAAAUAUGCAACCUGUUCUCUCCCAAUAAGUCACUGCUCCUGUCUCAUGUCCUUGAGACACAUACCAAGGAGGGGAGUGAUGCUGAUGACGUCAUUAUCCCACUCAAGCCUUUACAGUCACCGCAAGCACCACCUGCAGAUGGUGUCGUCAAAAGAAAACGUGGCAGACCGAAGGGUUCCACUAAGAAGGUCCAGGCAGACAAAUUGAGGUUGAGCAAAGCAUCCAAUCAGCCAAAGAAAGAGACGUGCAGCCCGAACAUGCAGCCAGAAUCUGUGGCUGAACAACAAAGUGAAGAUGACACAGGUUUGGAGUGCAGAAAAUGCCAGCGCAAGUUCAGCAACAAGCGGCAAAUUUCCAAACACAUCUGUUUCGCAGGACUCAAAGAAGUCACUGAUGAGGAUGAGAACCAUGGGAACAAUCCAGACACUGUUAAGACAGUAGAUGGAGAAGAAAGUAUUGAAUGCACACCAAAGAAGGCACGAACAGUAAGGACAAAUAAGGCCUCUAGUGUAAAGGACCCAGAGUCAACAAGUUGCACCAAAAACCCCAUCGUCAGUGUGGUCCUUGCAGCUCAUGAAGCCAUCCCUGGUGCCACCAAAAUAGUUCCAAUUGAAGCUGCCCCAGCUGAGGAGGUUAUCCCACCAGAAGCUACCGCAGAAUCCCAAGAGCCAGCGCUAAAGAAAGGUUAUCAAGAAUAUGCCAUACAGCAAGCUGCUUACGAGGUGCCUCUCAAAUCUAACAGGUUAGGGCAGACACAGUUGAAAAUUUUCACUUGUGAGUACUGCAACAAAGUCUUCAAGUUCAAGCACUCUCUUCAAGCCCAUUUACGAAUUCACACCAAUGAGAAGCCAUUCAAGUGCACCCAGUGUGACUACGCCAGCGCCAUCAAGGCUAAUCUCAGUGUUCACAUGCGGAAGCACACUGGAGAGAAAUUCAGCUGUGAGCACUGCUCGUUCAGCUGCCUGAGCAAGGGCCACCUCAAGGUGCACGUGGAGAGGGUGCACAAGAAGAUCAAACAGCAUUGCCGUUUCUGCAAGAAGAAGUAUUCCGACGUUAAGAACUUGCUCAAGCACAUCCGGGAGAGUCAUGACCUGGAAGACAAUAAAGUCAAAGAGUCCUACGAUGAGUACAGACUCCAAACCAGAGAGGGCAAGAGACAGCUUCUAUAUGACUGUCAGAUAUGUGACCGCAAAUUUAAGAACGAACUGGACCGCGACCGUCAUCUGAUGGUACACGGCAGCAAGAGGCCCUUUGGCUGCGAGCUGUGUGAUCAUGGUUCGACCAAGUUUCAGGCACUCCAGGCUCAUAUCAGGAAGCAUCCCUUCAUGUAUGUGUGCGCCAUUUGCCUGGAGAAGUUUGUCAGUUCGGUGCGCCUCAAGUCUCACUUCCAACACACUCACCCUGAGGUGGACAAAUCCACGGCUUUCUCGGAUUCUAUCCAGAGGAGCUUCUGCCUGCUGAAACCUGGAGAUGAUAUUCAGCAUGACCUAUUGAAACAAGAGGAGCUGGAGAUUACGAGGGAGUUGUCUCUCCUCAAUUCGGAAGAAGUGCUUGUUGCAGAAGCAGGCACAAUAGAAGAACAUGAGGAUCAAGCUCAGUGUCUUGCAGGUUUAGCUACAGAGACAGACCCACUGGAGCAGGACUCCCAAGAGGGUUUACCUCCAACACAUAGCAUCAACAACUGCCCUGUCAUUGAGACUGGGACAACUGUGGAAACUCGGACACAUGGGACAGUUUGUGAGGCCACACUGGACAAAGUUCAACCCCAGGGCAGUUUGCCGAGCGUGGACAGCAAUGUAACACAGUUUGAGAAUGCUGACAAAGAAAAUAUAAACUUGCCUUCACAUAGUUCUUCAACUGAAAUAGCUGAUAUGUCAUCAAACCAGCAGAUACUGUCUGGAGAUGCAAGCGACAUGCCAGUAGCUCAAAGUGAAUCUGCUUCUCAAAGUAAUCUUGCCCCUAGUGGUGAAGAGGCUUUGGCCAACACAGACCAAGAGGAAAAAUCUGCUUUCUUGCAGAUUUUAGAUCAAAUGCAAAAAAGGCAACUAAACAUGGAAAUUUUUGAGAGGAUACGUAAAGUUUAUGGAGACCUGGAGUGUGAAUACUGUGGUAAGCUUUUCUGGUACCAGGUGCACUACAACAUGCACGUGCGAACACAUACACGUGAGCACCUUCAUUACUGUUCCCAGUGCAGCUACUCUUCCAUCACCAAAAACUGCCUGAAGCGGCACGUCAUCCAGAAACACAGCAACAUUCUCCUCAAGUGUCCUUCGGAAGGGUGCCAGUACUGCACGCCGGAUAAGUACAAGCUACAAGCGCAUCUUAAAACACAUUCAGAAAUUGUUAAAAAGCAAUUUGUCUGUCCUCUCUGUGUGGAGUCAUUUCCAGAAGACAAACUCAGAUAUCAUGUCAAAACUAGUCAUCCAGAUGCAUCAUGGAGUACCAUCUCAGAAGCACUAGGAAUACGUGUACAUGUAAAAGGAGUGAUAGGGAAACGAGCCUCCAAAUGCCCAUACUGCGACUACUUCUUCACAAGGAAUGGAGCUGACAUGCAACAGCACAUAUGGGCUCAUGAAGGAGUGAAGCCCUUCAAGUGUUCGCUCUGUGACUACGCCUCUCGCAGUAAGAGCAACCUGAAGGCUCACCUGAACAGGCACAACACGGAGAAGACCCACCUCUGUGAUUUGUGUGGGAAGAAGUUCAAGUCUAAGUGUACUCUGAAGAGCCAUAAGCUUAUGCACUCAGCAGAUGGUAAGCAGUUCAAAUGUACUGAGUGUGAUUUCACUGCGGCGCAGAAGCCACACCUCCUCCGCCACAUGGAACAGCAUGCUUCUUUUAAGCCAUUCCGUUGCGCACACUGCCAAUACUCCUGCAACAUCUCAGGCUCUCUUAAAAGACAUUAUAAUAAGAAGCAUCCCGGUGAGCAAUACUGCAACACAGGUCCUGGAACAGCCUCUUCAGAAACUGUGAUAGAGCAAGGAGGAGUGAAAUGUCCAGUCUGUAACUAUGUUUACGGCACUAAAUGGGAAAUGAACAGACACCUGAAGAGCAAGCACUGGAUUAAAGUGGUUGAGAAUGACCGUCUUGGGCUGAAUCAGUGGGAGGUGGUAGAAUCAGUGGAGGAGGCGAAUACACAGUAUCUUCAAAUUGCUGAGACAGAGGACGCUCAGGGAACAGAGGCUGCUGUGUCAGCACUGCAGAACCUGCGUUUUAAUACGCAAAACGGUGUUGUGUCAGCCACAGCAGCGGACAGACUGGACCCUGCCUCAGUUAAUAUUCUUCAGCAAAUAAUCGAGCUUGGCACCGAGAACCCUGAUGCUACCGUGGCCUCUGUGGUUGCCAUGGCGCCUGGCACAGUCACUGUAGUGGAACAGGUGACGGAGGAGGAGCAGCAGGCUGGCCAUGCCAUGAUGAUCCAGGAUGCCCUUCAGCAGGCCUCCGUGGGCCUUGGAGAAGAGCACCACCUGGUGGUGUCUUCGGAUGAUGUGGAGGGCAUAAAGACUGUCACAGUGUACACGCAGGGUGACGAUGCUUCUCAGUUCAUAGUUUAUGUUCAGGAGGCUGUACAAACUGAAGAGACCACCACAGAAGUUGCCUAAAAGUCAGUUGAAGCAACAGUUUGGCAAAAAAAUUUCCCCUCCUUACCCCAAAUAUAGCUGACCAGUCAAUUUCGUUUGGUGUGUAAAUUUUGCUUCUUUACUUUUGCAGUGGAGCUAAGAGGCUAAUGUAGCUAGCAAGUAACGGAAGCUUAAUUAGCACUGUGCAAACUGCCUCAUAAAUGAUCACAGACUUUCCUCAAGCCACAUAGACUUGCUCAAGUGGUUUUAACACAGUAUGACACAAUGUAACCUAUAAACACAGAACCCAUAAACAAAAUUCAGGCUUCAGGAUGGCUGCUGUUUCUGUUUUUAGCUAUGCAACACUGGUAUGUUGUCAGAAACCCUCUGGGUUAAGGGGGAAAUGUGUGUAAAUCAGAUUUUUCUGCCAAACUGUCCCUUUAACAAGUGGACAAACUGCCAUAUGCCUUACAAAGGGUUGCCAGUUGAUGCAAUAAAUAAAAAUUCACAAUUCAGUGGUCACACAUCGUACACAACGUAAUGAAAGACUAAACACCUAACUACUAAUGGAGAACAGUAUUUGUUUUAUGGUUGCAAUGGAAUUCAUACUGAAUGUACUUUAAAAGAAAACUCAAAACAUUUCAUUUCCCUGUUAUGAGAAGGUAUAUAUAGCCUCCUUAAGAGCUCCAGUGCCACUCAUAGCUGUUUCCAUUCUUUUGUAGUUUUUAUAAGAUUGUAAAUGUUACGGAUACCAAAAUUAUUAAAAGAAAUUUUACUAUAAAAUUUUGGACUAUUAUUAAUAAAGCGUCUAUGAGUUUCAUUGUUUAGUACACGUGUCAGGCUCCAGUCUUCACAGGCCAAAACACUGCAGAUUUCAGCACACUGCCUCAUUAAACGCACCUCAUCAGCUAAUUAGCAAGGCCUUCCUGAACUGAAUUCAAAGUGCUAGAUGAGUGUAAACGCUAUCUACACAGUACUUUGGCGCAGAAGGUCCCCAAAUUGACAUGCCUAUAAGAUACUCGUGCCCAAUCCAAUUUCUUCUUUGUACCCCUAGCCCUUAUUUUCGAGGGUCACCCUAACCCCUUGGAGCUGAGUUACAAGGGGUAGUGGCUAAAAACUUGCCCGACGAAAUGGGACAACCCUCAAAA